AUGCUCAUUCAAGUCGUAUGGAUUCUCGGGAUCACAGCAAAGGGUUUAUGUUCAACUUCGUGCCAAUCGAGCACCAUAGUGAACGUCUGCCACCAGGAUCCCGACACUGGCUCAGGCGCCAAACGACUAUUUUUUUUCUACGAUUGGAGGACCGAUAAUUGCAUAGAGAAUAUGGUUUUUCCUCCCGAUGAUGAUGACAAUGAAAACAAAUUCGUCAACCAAGAACUAUGUAACACCAAAUGCAGAAAAAAUGUACCAAAGGAGUGUUUUGAAGACCCCGAAAAUCGCUGGGGAAAUCAGGACAUUGAAAGGUGGACUUACAACUCUUCUUCCCUGAAGUGCGAAAAAUUUCGCUGGAAAGGCGGCAGGGGACCCAGAGACAACAUUUUUGAAUCGUAUGCUCAAUGCAAUAACAAGUGCAGAAUUGCUGACCUAGGACUAUGUGCAUACCCGUUUCGCACCCAAUGUAAACACGGUGACGAUCUUUAUAUUUGGUAUGAUUAUAAAGAGCAAAGAUGCAAAAUUUUACCCCCCGACUACUGUCCUACACAUGGAAACGCAUUCUAUACAUUUCGCCAGUGCUACCAACGCUGUGGAAGAUUUGUGGAAGACAAGUGCAAGCUACCAAUACAAAAUAUGAGUUUUUGCACUCAAUUUGAGUACAGGUAUGGCUACAAUACAAACACAGAAAAGUGUGAAAAGUUUUGGGGAUGUGAAGAUAGCGGAAACAAUUUUCAUACCGCAAAAGCAUGUUGGGAAACUUGUGCGAAAAAAUCGAGGCACCGCUGCGUGCAAGUUCCAGAUUAUAGAUUUUCUGGUUUCGUUAAUAAAUACUACUACGACAUAGAUUCUCACAGUUGUGUAAGCAAGCACAUGUUUCGUGGCUAUGUUCCUGGUGAUUCAAACAUAUUCAACACACAAAAAGAUUGCGAAGCAACAUGUAUGGCAACAUACCAGCAUGAGGAAGAUUGGUUGUAA
Ixodes scapularis (black-legged tick) is the source of this 978-nucleotide messenger RNA. RefSeq names its product actinia tenebrosa protease inhibitors-like. Lineage: Eukaryota; Metazoa; Arthropoda; Arachnida; Ixodida; Ixodidae. The coding region runs from base 1 to 978 and encodes 325 amino acids. The record is from RefSeq and is a predicted model, not a curated record. Gene Ontology annotation, molecular function: serine-type endopeptidase inhibitor activity. The transcript has 7 exons.